UUGUGGCUGCCCCGCCGAAGCCAGCGUCGUGCAGCACGCCAGCCGCCGCAGGCCACGCGUCAGACGCCACAGACCAGAACCAAGGCUGCCCCAAGGCGCACGACGAUGCUCGCCCAGCGCGCUCCCGCCUACACGCGCGAGUACGCGCAGACGCUUUUUGUCAAUACGCCCAAGCGAUGUCGCGUGCCCUGGCGGCUCCCCGGGACGGUGUGGCUCUGGAGCACGUCUCCUGAUAACGUGCAGGUCGGCACGCCUAGGUUAGACUUGGAAGCGAACCAGCAGACGCGGAUUCCCAUCCUGUUCCCGCCGCGCGACCGCGUAGGAUUUAGAACUGUGGACGUUAUUGUUUCCUGUGCACCUCCGGAGUUCUCCAACGCCAAACAGUACGUGUUGCGGUUCCACCUGAGCUACGUGGACCCGACGCAGCGCGGCCCGGGCGAGGAGCCCCAGCGCCUGGACGAGGGCGCGCGCGACGACCUCAUGGCGACGAAGCGCCGCCUCGACGAGGCCGAAAGGGCGUCUACAACGGAGAAACUACUACAAUUGUCACAGCAGUGCGCCCAGCUCCACGUGAAGAGGCUCGCGACGCCGCGCUACGAGGCGCCUCCGUCCACAUUCUCACGACGUGACCAGGACGAAAUACAAUCGCUCACAGCCGAGAUCGCCGCCCUCAACGGCGCGCUCAAGUCGCACAUCCUCUCUCAAUCAAAUCAGCCGUCCAAGGUGCCGCGCUUCGCUCCCAAUACCAUGAUGAAUUCUUCACUAGCUUCGACGGGCGCCUUCACGGCCAACACGAGAAAAAGGCGCCAAUCGAAAGCCUGCGAGAUGCGCGACGGCUGGUUCGCGACCUAUGAUUACGAGAACGCGCGGCCCUACUACUUCCAUCCGGAGAGGCGGAAGGUCCAGUGGCACCCGCCCCCGAACCAGGACGCCAUCUUGGUAUCGUACGGCAAGUCGCCUGCCACUUCGCGGCCGCUCGAGUCGCCGGCCGAGAGCGGGGCGUCAUAA
Pelagomonas calceolata is the source of this 1008-nucleotide messenger RNA. NCBI's taxonomy places the organism in Eukaryota, Pelagophyceae, Pelagomonadales, Pelagomonadaceae. The record is from the annotation of a GenBank genome assembly.